AGCUUAUAACCGCCACCGUCAUCCAUUCCGGUCUGUUAUUGCCCUCGCGUCCCAAUCCUUGACAAAAAUGGUGUUUAAUGCGUGUGCUUUGUUGGUGCGACGCGGCGUAUCGGUCUCGAGAUUAACCAUUCCGGUUCGUGCUGUUGUGUAUUCUCAAAUCAAACCCCUUUCCAACGUGCGAUCGUUUUCGGUGUGCCGCUUCUCAAUCAGAUCGACGGAAAGUAGCAGAAUCUCCACCGCACUACUCUCAACAGGUGCCAACAGCCGGAACGUUGCUACGGAUUGCGAUGCUAGCAGCAAGUUUGCACCGGGUUGCAUCGAACCACGGCUCGUGGCCACACUGGCCGAGGUAGAGGAUCUACCGAAUCAUCCCGAGGUGUUACUGAUCGAUGUGCGUGAACCAGCGGAACUGGAGGCAACGGGACGCAUACCGACAAGCAUUAAUAUACCACUGAAAACCGUACAGCGUGAACUGGGGCUCGGUGCGGAAGCGUUCGAGGCCAAGUACGGUCGCAAGAAGCCAGCGCUGGAUGAUCCGCUUAUCUUUAGCUGCCGUUCCGGUGUUCGUGCCGGACAGGCGGCUCUUCAAGCCGAUCAGCUUGGUUUCCGAAACGUAAAGAACUACGUCGGCUCAUGGUUGGAGUACGGCCCGAAGCACGGUUUACCGGCGUAACUGCUACGUGAGGUCUCGUUCUCAAUCAGCAACAGCAACAGCGGCAGCAGCCAGUAGUAUCUAAUUAAACGCGACAGCGGAUCUUAUCCAUGAAGCGAAUAAAGCGAAGCAAUGAGAUAACGUGCAAACAUACGAGUGUGCUUGUUUGUUG
This is a messenger RNA of Anopheles aquasalis, 824 nucleotides long. RefSeq names its product rhodanese domain-containing protein CG4456. The record is from RefSeq and is a predicted model, not a curated record. NCBI's taxonomy places the organism in Eukaryota, Metazoa, Arthropoda, Insecta, Diptera, Culicidae.